GGUUCCGGGACACUUUGAAGCCUAAAAAAGUGUUUAUCUAUCAAACCAAAGGGUAAGACAGCUCGACAUAGCUUACCUAUCAACCCAAAAAGUAAGACAGCUCGACAUAAAACCCCAUUUUAUUGAUUUAAGAACACCCUCAGGCCAAAAUCCCCCCGGAACCAUCAUACUAUAUACUACUCAUAAAUAGAAUACUAUAAGGCAGGCGGGAACCGACGAGUCCUUUUUUAUAAUUAAAAUAUAUAUAAAUGAGUUUACAAAAACAAAUAUAUUGUUUAAAAGAACGAACAUACACCGAUAAUGUAAAUCCUCAAUAUGUUACAACAAAAAACGGAAGAUUAAUGAUAAAAGCCGCGUGUGCUUCAUGCGGUAAAUUGAAAUCUAAGUUUGUAAAACAAGGCGGUUAAUCAUGAGUAAAAAAAAUGUUUAUCCAACCUUAGGAACCAACUUUUAAAUAGUUGCAGCCUAUAAAUCAAUAUGUCGUUCCGUAUCACGUGGACAGUUUUUCCGCUAAAGAUCAAUAGUGAAACGUCAUCCAAUAUCCAGAACAUUCGCCUAGUGUGCAGCUCAAUAGAUGUUAAAUGCGUUGUCAUUAUUUCAUCAGCCAGGAAUACAGAGUGGUUAGACAGAAUGGCUGAACAAUUUGCGAUAGAGAUGUUUAAAUAUAUAAAAUCCCUGGAAGAUUUUCUUUCUCGUAAAACGGAGAACGGAGAAGUAAUUACGCAGGAUGAAUACAGUAAAAUGUGUACUUAUAAAAACACAAUUGAGUACAUUUCUAACAUUCAUAAUUUUAUGAAAGAUCAUGCUCAACAACAAGUUACAGAAGAUCAAAUGGCUUCGUUGAAUAAUAAACAAAAAGACUUAAUAAGAACAGAUGAGUUAGAAAAAAUUAACGAUUUGGGAUUGAAAUCAUUGCAGCAGGUUCCAGAUGUGCAACAAAACCUACGUCAACAAAGUAAUAAAACAAAAGCAAAAAAAACAUACAAUCAAGUGAAAAAUGAGGUACAAAAAUCAUAUUCAAAAGAUCGGAACUUGGCUGGAGAGGUUACGUUGGAGCUUGAAAACACCGACAGCUGUUUUAAAACUUUAAAAACACUAGACAGACAUACGCAGAGUGCUGGAAGAACAAAGUUGUUAUAUAACAUUAUCAAAAAGGAGAAGUUUUAAAAAAAAUCAAGGAUUUUGUAAAAGGUGGAUUUUUUAAUAAAAUUAAAGAAAAU
Messenger RNA from Ruditapes philippinarum (Manila clam), 1220 nucleotides. RefSeq lists its product as uncharacterized. The record is from RefSeq and is a predicted model, not a curated record. Lineage: Eukaryota; Metazoa; Mollusca; Bivalvia; Venerida; Veneridae. The transcript has 2 exons. Bases 478 to 1167 code for a protein of 229 amino acids.